AUGCUACUCUACUUUUCGAAGGAAUUUGAAGACGAUCUGCUCAAGUUUGACGAGACUCUUCAUCCAUCUUGUGCUUUUAUGAAUAAACAGUAUCAAGGAAGGAAAGAACUUGAGUGCACGACACUUCGAUCGAUGGGACUGGGAAGUGGGAAGGUUCUCAUCAGGUUUAACAGAAUUCUAUGUCAGCUAUGGAGGUUGCACAAACUGAAGAAAGGAUCGAACAAG
Molecule: messenger RNA, 225 nt
Organism: Mesorhabditis belari
Lineage: Eukaryota; Metazoa; Nematoda; Chromadorea; Rhabditida; Rhabditidae
Source: the annotation of a GenBank genome assembly